Effrenium voratum is the source of this 839-nucleotide messenger RNA. The record is from the annotation of a GenBank genome assembly. NCBI's taxonomy places the organism in Eukaryota, Dinophyceae, Suessiales, Symbiodiniaceae.
CGCUUCCUUACCGGGCGCCGUAGCUUGUCAGCCGAGAUGGGCUGCUCACAGGCGGGCUCGGUCAAGACUGGGGAGACAGAGGAGAUUUGCCUCAAUGACAGCCACGCCGAGUCAGUGAGGACGGCCGCGAAUCCCCGCACGGCGCAGCCCGCGCGGCCAGCGCAGUCGCCCGCGCAGCCGGCGCAGGCGACGAAGGGCCUGGAGCCUGGGGCCAAUGUCCGGGUUGUGGGCCUGAAGGGAGACGGCGCGCUGCGGCUCAACGGCGAAGCCGCCGUCCUGGACAGCUGGAACGCGGCCACCAAUCGCUGGAACGUGCGGCUCCGCAGCGGUGAAGUCAAGGCCAUCCGCCCUGAGAACCUGGAAGAGGUUGUGGGGCUGCGAGCUCCGGUGAAGGCGCCUGUGCCCUUGAAGGAGGAGCUGGGAGAGGACCCGCCCCUCUUGGAGGUUUGGAGCCGGCAUCGGGAAGGCUCAGAGCGUGCCCAGGCUGCGCAGAAGCUGCUGGAAGCGCCCUUGAAGAAGUUGGACCUCAGCGUGCCACCAGAGCUGCUGCAGCAGGCCAAGAGACGCCCAGAUGUGGACUCCGAGCCUGACACGAAGCUGUUGUCCUCGGGUGACGAUGAGCGGGUGGUCUUGGACGAUCUGGACUUGGACCUCCAGCUGCGUUCCAGCAUGAGCGCCACCGCACGCAAGGCUCCAAGGUAACAAAAGCACCGUCCGGUGACUCGGGCGGAGGUUUCGAAGCUUCGCUUGCGCUUGCCUCAAGUCCUUUGCAUUGUCAGAUUUGCCGGCCGAACAGCGCCCGGCGAGUUUGAAUUGUUGUCUUCAAGCGAGCUUUGCGC